This is a messenger RNA of Entelurus aequoreus (snake pipefish), 3469 nucleotides long. It is a transcript of the gene il21r.1, whose product is annotated as interleukin 21 receptor, tandem duplicate 1. The coding region runs from base 530 to 2074 and encodes 514 amino acids. Lineage: Eukaryota; Metazoa; Chordata; Actinopteri; Syngnathiformes; Syngnathidae. The record is from RefSeq and is a predicted model, not a curated record. Gene Ontology annotation, cellular component: external side of plasma membrane. Gene Ontology annotation, molecular function: protein binding; cytokine receptor activity. Gene Ontology annotation, biological process: cytokine-mediated signaling pathway; immunoglobulin mediated immune response. The transcript is spliced from 10 exons.
AGUGAGCUGUAGAAGAAGAAAUUGAAACGAUUCUUAUUGAACUUACGGCGCUGGUAAAUAUCCCGUAAAACGACAUUUAUUUCCCUCAGCGUUUGAUUAAAAUACGUGAAGAUGUUGUCAGCUCAAGUGCAGACGUGGGGUUUGUCCGAGGGUUGCCAGUAGUUGUUGGGGGAAGUCUUCAUAUUAGUGUAAAGACACAUGGCGGCUCCUGUUCAAAGGUCACGAUGUCAAAGUGUGUGAGAAAGUGUCACCAACUCUCUGUCCUUGCUACACCGUGCCUCCUGUUCAGUGGGUUGUUCUGCAGCCUGCUCAAAGUGACAAGGAAAAGAACGGAUGCCGUAUUGUGUUUGCAGCGUGCGUGCGGUGCGGAGGCGAUAAACCACAUGUGACAUCGCAGCAGCAGACGCCACAAUUGAACAUUGUCCCAGCGAGUGUUCUUGUCUGCACCUCCACUCUUUUGCUGCUGUCUUGCAGCUUCUCACAGGCCAGAAUAAAGAAGGCAGCGGCUGAAAAAGAUCGCCUUAUCGUCAUGGCUGCUGUCUUUUUGUUGACAGUCUGGAGCCUCACUCUGCUGCUUCAAGCAGCGGCCUCCUUGUGCGGCGUCACCUGCUACACCGACUGCAAUGUCACCUGCCACACCGACUGCAAUGUCACCUGCUACACCGACUACGAUGUUCUGCUCAACUGCUCGUGUGCUUCUGUGCCGUCACAGGAGCUCCGCCUCCAGGUCAACUGCAGUGACGGAGAACUUCUCCUCGUGGUCAGCUGUCAGGUCAGGCCGCCUCAGUCCUGGUGCGUCAUGUACACGGAAGCUCUCUAUGACGUCGCCGCCGUCGGGACCGAGUGCACGGCGAGCGUCAAGCGUCGGGGAGGACCGGCAGACGACGUCACUGCCUGUCAAUCAUCCAGCUGGGCGCUGAGUGACGUGGUCAAACCUCGAGCACCUUCCAACGUGCGAGUGCUGAGCGCCGGGGAAUUCUACAACAUCACGUGGGAUGAAGGCAUCAACAGAACGGACACAAGCCUGGUCUACAGGCUGCGCAUCCGAGCAAACCGAGGCCUCUCACAGCUUCCAGAACGUUCCUUCCCGGUGGAUGAAAAGUUCCUCCUGUUGGAACGCAGGGAGCUGCCCCUCAAUGCGAGGUUGAGUGUGGAGGUUCAGGCCAAAAUGGCCCCAGGUAGCCCCUCUCAGGGUCCGUGGAGCGAGUGGAGCUCCAGGACUGAGUGGACAACAACUCCCUCAGACGCUGCAGGCCAAAAUGUUUUGGAUACUGAAAAGAAAAGAUCCUGGCUGUACGUCAUCCUGCCCGUCCUCCUCCUCACUGCUGCGCUCUUCUUGGGGCUCUCCCAGAAACCCUUGUUGCUGAAAAAACUCCAGCUGAGUACGUACGUGUCCAAGCCGCAUGACUUUUUCAAGCCCCUCUACCUCAACCACGGGGGCGACUUCAAGGAGUGGGUGAAGCCGGGGUUUAGUGAACAGGACUUCUUGGGCAGUAAGUCACACGUGGAUACGACCACCAAGCAGCAGCUCCACUGCCACCAAAGCCCAAAUGAGGUAGAAUCUGGAGGACGUCUCCUUUCUCACGUCCUCGCUCAAAACCGCACGCCACUGCUGGAUUUAGCGGACGGCGGCAGCGCGCAGAGUAGCGGGCUUUCCGUAGGACAUGUGUCCAUCCACACGGUCACUCUGUCUGGGGAGGAAGACUUUGACAAAGACACGUCACGGAGCUCGCUAGGAAGUGACGGCGGGUCUUCGAACUACAGAGAGCUGCUGGGCUGCCAUCACGUGUUCCAGGUGGACGGACUCAGCGGGUCGUUGCAAGAUGACCGAGGGAACAACGCUUGGCUCAGAGAACCCGAGAGGAUCUCACUGGCCUCCGACCAGAAGUCAGAGGACGGCCACCCUUGUGUGGACCUGGACACCGUGGACAGUGGUUACGUAGAGUGUGGAAGCCCCUCAGACUCCAACUCGGGAGAACCUCAACAUUUUGUACACGGGCAGCAAACAUCACGAUCCAACUACAUGAAACAGUGGAUGAUGUGUCGCACCGCCGCAGCAGAACAUCUGCAUUGAAUGUCUUUAUUCAUGGAGUGUAUGUUCCUAGUUGACAUCAUAAAGAGUGAAGAGACAGUUCAUACCACAAACCCCAAAAGCAGUGAAGUUGUCACCUUGUGUAAAUGGUAAAUAAAAACAAUGAUUUGCGAAUCCUUUUCAACUUAUAUUCAAUUGAAUAGACUGCAAAGACAAGAUAUUUCAUGUUCACACUGAGAAACUUUAUUUUUGCAAAUAUCAGCUCAUUUAGGAAUUUGAUGCCUGCGACAGGUUUCAAAAAAGCUGGCGCAAGUGGCAAAAAAGAGUGAGAAAGUUGAGGAAUGCUCAUCAAAGACUUAUUUGGAACAUCCCACAGGUGAGCAGGCUAAUUGGGAACAGGUGGGUGCCAUGAUUGGGUAUAAAAGCAGCUUCCAUGAAAUGCUCAGUCGUUCACAAACAAGGACGGGGCGAGGGUCACCACUUUGUCAACAAAUGCCUGAGCAAAUUGUUUUAAGAACAACAUUUCUCAAGCAGCUAUUGCAAGGAAUUGAGGGAUUUCACCUUCUACGCUCCGUGAUAUCAUCAAAAGGUUCAGAGAAUGUGGAGAAAUCACUGCACGCAAGCCAUGAUAUUACACACCUUGGAUCCCUCAGGCGGUACCGCAUGAAAAAGCAACAUCAGUGUGUAAAGGAUAUCACCACAUGGACUCAGAAAUACUUCAAUAAAAAACACUUUCAGUAACUACAGUUGGUCGCUACAUCUGUAAGUGCAAGUUAAAACUAUGCAAACCCACAGCCAUUGAUCAACAACACCCAGAAACGCUUCACUGGGCCCGAGCUCAUCUAAGAUGGACUGAUACAAAGUGGAAAAGUGUUCUGUGCUCUGACGAGUCUACAUUUCAAAUUGUUUUUGGAAACUGUGGAUGUCGUGUCCUCCGGUUCAAAGAGGAAAAGAACCACCCGGAUUGUUCUAGGGUGAAAGUGUAAAAGCCUGCAUGUGUGGUGGUAUGGGGGUGUAUUAGUGGCCAAGGCAUGGGUAACUUACACAUCUGUGAAGGCGCCAUUAAUGCUGAAAGGUACAUACAGCUUUUGGAGCCACAUAUGUUACCAUCCAAGCAACGUUACAAUGGACGCCCCUGCUUAUUUCUGCAAGACAAUGCCAAGCCAGGUGUUACAACAGUGUGGCUUCAUAGUAAAAGAGUGCGGGUACUAGACUGGUUUUCCUGUAGUCCAGACCUGUCUCCAAUAUGAAGGCUAAAAUAUGAGAAGGGAGACUGUUGAACAACUUAAGCUGUACAUCAAGCAAGAAUGGGAAAGAAUUCCACUUCAAAAAUGUGUCUCCUCAGUUCCCAAACCUUUACUGAGUGUUGUUCAAAGGAAAGGCCAUGUAACACACUGGUAAAUGUACCUUUUUUGCAAAGUGUUGCUGCCAUUAAAU